CAACUCACUUGCUUGCUGUCCUUUACCCCCCCCCAUCCUCUUGGUCACUCUCGAAAGAGACGCUUGACCCCCAUCACCACUCACACAAACAUGCUCCGCUCAUUAAAUCGCAACCUCCCCAGGGCGGCGCGCCUCGCCCAUGCGGCCCCCCGCCCGGCCUUCAAGGCCCAGUCGCUCCUCGCCCGCAAGUACGCCAACGUGGCCCCCAGCCCGUCCGACAGCUUUGCCAGCGGCGCCAACCAGUACUACAUUGAGGAGAUGUACAAGAACUGGAAGAACGACCCCAAGUCGGUCCACUCGUCGUGGCAGGCGUACUUUGCCGGCCUCGACAAGGGCCUCCCCUCGUCGCAGGCGUUCCAGCCCCCUCCCGGCGUCGCUGCCUCGACCGUCCCCGAGGCUAUGGGCGGUGCCCCCACCCUCGACGUCGGCUCGGGCGGCGAGCUCACCGACUACCUCAAGGUCCAGCUCCUCGUCCGUGCCUACCAGGUUCGCGGCCACCACAUGGCCAAGCUCGACCCCCUCGGCAUCUCCAACGCCGACCUCGACUCGUCGACCGUCCCAGAACUCACCCUCGAGUACUACGGCUUCACCAAGGACGACCUGAACAAGGAGUUCAAGCUCGGCCCCGGCAUUCUCCCCCGCUUCGUCGGCCACGUCAAGGACGACAAGCUCACCCUUGGCCAGCUCGUCGACGAGCUCAAGCGCAUGUACUGCACCAACAUUGGUAUCCAGUACAUUCACAUCUCGGACCGUGGCCAGUGCGACUGGAUCCGUGAGCGCGUCGAGGUUCCCGUUCAGUGGAACUACUCGGUUGAGGAGAAGCGCAUGAUCCUCGACCGUACCAUCUGGUCGGAGCUCUUCGAGAAGUUUGUCGCGUCAAAGUACCCCAACGAGAAGCGUUUCGGUCUCGAGGGCUGCGAGUCGCUCAUCCCCGGUAUGAAGGGUCUCAUUGACGCUUCGGUCGACGCCGGCGUCAAGUCGAUUGUCAUUGGUAUGCCCCACCGUGGUCGUCUCAACGUCCUCGGCAACGUUAUCCGCAAGCCCAUCGAGGCCAUCCUCAACGAGUUUGCCGGCAACAUGGACGGCGGUGACAACGGCGGUGGUGACGUCAAGUACCACCUUGGCGCCAACUACAUCCGCCCUACUCCCUCGGGCAAGAAGGUUGCUCUCUCGCUCGUUGCCAACCCCUCGCAUCUCGAGGCUGAGGACCCCGUUGUUCUCGGCAAGACCCGUGCCAUCCAGCACUUUGAGGGCGACGAGGGCACUUGCGACGCCGCCAUGGGUGUCCUCCUCCACGGUGACGCUGCCUUUGCUGGCCAGGGUGUCGUCUACGAGACCAUGGGCAUGCACUCGCUCACCUCGUACGGCACUGGCGGUACCAUCCACCUGAUUGUCAACAACCAGAUUGGUUUCACCACCGACCCCCGCUUCUCGCGUUCGACUCCUUACCCCUCGGACAUUGCCAAGUCGAUCGACGCCCCCAUCUUCCACGUCAACGGUGACAACGUCGAGGCCGUCAACUUUGUCUGUAUGCUCGCCGCCGAGUGGCGCGCCACCUUCAAGAAGGACGUUGUCAUUGACAUUGUCUGCUACCGUCGCCACGGUCACAACGAGACCGACCAGCCCUCGUUCACCCAGCCCAAGAUGUACGAGGCUAUCAAGAAGCAGCCCACCGUCCUUUCCGUCUACUCGGACCGCCUCAUCAAGGAGGGCACCUUCACCGCCAAGGAGAUUGACGAGCACCGCCAGUGGGUCUGGUCGACCCUCGAGAAGGCUGCCGACGACGCCAAGGAGUACAAGCCUUCGCAGCGCGAGUGGCUCUCGUCUUCGUGGGACGGCUUCCCGUCGCCCAAGGAGCUUGCCGAGAAGGUCCUCCCCCAGCUCCCCACCGGUGUCGCCGAGCCUACCCUCAAGCAGAUUGGCGAGGUCAUCUCGUCGUUCCCCGAGGGCUUCACCCCCCACAAGAACCUUGCCCGUAUCAUUGCUACCCGCGGCAAGACCAUUGACGAGGGCAAGAACAUUGACUGGUCGACUGCCGAGGCUCUCGCCUUUGGCUCGCUCUGCCUCGAGGGCACUCACGUCCGUAUCUCCGGUCAGGAUGUCGAGCGUGGUACCUUCUCGCAGCGCCACGCCGUUGUCCACGACCAGGUCAACGAGGGCACCUACAUUGCCCUCAAGCACCUCAACAAGGACCAGGGCUCGUUCACCGUCACCAACUCGCACCUUUCCGAGUACGGAACCCUCGGCUUCGAGCUCGGCUACUCGCUCGUCUCGCCCAACUCGCUGACCAUGUGGGAGGCUCAGUUCGGUGACUUUGCCAACAACGCUCAGUGCAUCAUCGACCAGUUCAUCGCCUCGGGUGAGCGGAAAUGGCUCCAGCGCACUGGCUUGGUGCUCUCCCUCCCGCACGGUUACGACGGCCAGGGUCCCGAGCACUCGUCGGGCCGUCUUGAGCGUUUCCUCCAGCUCUGUGACGACGACCCGCGUUACUACCCCUCGCCUGAGAAGCUCGAGCGCCAGAUCCAGGACUGCAACAUGCAGGUCGUCUACCCCACUACCCCUGCCAACUACUUCCACGUCCUCCGUCGCCAGCAGCACCGCGAGUUCCGCAAGCCGCUCAUUGUCUUCUUCUCCAAGAACCUCCUCCGUCACCCCCUUGCCCGCUCCACCCUCGACGAGCUGAGCGGUGAGACCAUCUUCCAGCGCUACAUCCCCGAGACUCAGCCCGAGGCCCUUGUCGCGCCCGAGAAGAUCCGCAAGCACGUUCUCUGCUCUGGCCAGGUCUACUUCCAGCUCCUCCAGGAGCGUGAGAAGCGCGGCAUCACCGACGUUGCUAUCUCGCGUGUGGAGCAGGUCUCGCCCUUCCCCUACGAGCUCGUCACCCCCCACCUCGACCAGUACCCCAACGCCGAGAUCACCUGGGCCCAGGAGGAGCCCUACAACAACGGUUCAUUCUCUUACGUCCAGCCCCGCAUCGAGCUGGCCAUGAACCAGACCGAGCACCACAAGGGCAAGACUAUCAGCUACGCUGGCCGCAACCCCUCGUCGUCGGUCGCCACCGGCUCCAAGGCUGCCCACAAGCGUGAGGUCGAGCUCAUCAACGAGAUGACCUUUGCUUGAGCGGCGGUGGUUGGCGUGUAGCAAAGUCAGUAGUAACAAACCUGUACCAUCAUGGAUGUGGAGACAUCAUGCAACGAAUGAUGAAG
Molecule: messenger RNA, 3206 nt
Organism: Vanrija pseudolonga
Lineage: Eukaryota; Fungi; Basidiomycota; Tremellomycetes; Trichosporonales; Trichosporonaceae
Gene: KGD1
Product: 2-oxoglutarate dehydrogenase, mitochondrial
Exons: 4
Coding region: 91-3120 (1009 amino acids)
Biological process (GO): tricarboxylic acid cycle
Cellular component (GO): mitochondrion; oxoglutarate dehydrogenase complex
Molecular function (GO): oxoglutarate dehydrogenase (succinyl-transferring) activity; thiamine pyrophosphate binding
Source: RefSeq, a predicted model, not a curated record